GCAGCAUUUCUGUUUUUUAAUUGCAGUCGAAGCGUUGCAGAACCAUCAACCGAUUAUAGCUGAAGACUUGCGGGACAUCGUGCAAGAAGAAAGCAAGAAGAAUGAACUUGCGAGGAUCGUGGUCGUUGAUCUUCGCAGUAUUUUGCCACCAUGCAAUUGCUGAUAUAUACCUCCAUAACCCAAGAGGCUCUAACAAUCGACUCGAUGGCGAACGAGCUAAUCGCAGAAACAACAACAGAGUGUUUAACUCGCAGAAUAAUGCGAAAGGAGGAUAUAAUGUAGCAGAAAAAUCAUCAAACAAGAGUAAAAACUGGUUCCAAAUGAAUUACUACAUGAGUGGACCAGGCGAGGGAAAGACAAUCUUACCAAUUGAGUGGACAAACCAACAUGGCUGUGGGCAUAGAGAUCUUAACUGCAACAUUGUUCUGCAAUACAGAUGUCAACCAACGUCUAUCACAGAUAAGCUUCAAAUGAUGAGAAAUGGCAAAGUAACCAACACACCCAGGUUUUUAAAAGGAAUGAAUAGAAUGUGCCGAAAUAUGGAUCGUUUUCUAAGAAAAUUCAUCAGCUUAGACCGAGCCCUCAAUGAGCCCUGGCAAUCGUAUAGUUGUUGCACAGUACGUGAAAGAAACAAGGGUUUGUUUACUGCGAACGAAACAUUGAAAGGCGACAAAGCGAAAUAUACCAGGCAAAACCCUAAUGGUAACAGGUAUGGUUAUGAAUGUCCUGAAGAACGUGAUUACUAUCCAUACUGGCAUCCAACGGUUUGGACAGAUAUUGCUGUGCUUGCCAAUAAAGAAGAAGACUGUCCUUAUUACAAGAACGAAAGUUUUAAUACGAAGCCAAAAGGCUUGUGCAUGCAACAAUGCACAAAAACAAGGCGAAGACCAGAAACAAGAUGGCGUCAUUGUUCACAGUGGAAUAAUGAAGAUGACUGUAUCAAAAAAGAAGGAAUAUGGGUAAACUUCCAUAACUUUAAAGAAAUUACCGACAAAACGAGAGAUGAAUGCACGGGUAGUGAUCUUAUUUGGGCAAUACCGUAUCGCCCUGAGCACAUGGAUCAACUGGAGGGGGAAGAUUCAGAGCAGUGGAAGAAGUGUUUGGUAAAGUUACAAAAACCAGUCUGUAAAGUAGCACCGAAAUCACGUCCCAAUCAUCUUGGUAACGGAGAAGAUGUUGUUCCGUUGACAUACAACUGGGAACUCCCACAUUUCCCUUCAGGACAGGAGCAACGUUGUGUUCUUCGUAUUAGAUACAAUAUCUCGACGAAUGACUACGAUCCAAAGAAUACAUUUGCUUCAUCAAAUAACAAUGAGGAGGUUAUUUCCAACGACCCAGACGUUAAUGUUGGAAAAGGCACGAACAACAAAGUCCCUCUUCAACUUGCAAUCAACACAGCCCAAUUUGGUCGCACCUUUCAAGAUCGCUCUCAUAUUUUUAAAAUCAUACCGAGAAAGGAUGAUUUCAAGGAUUGCGUCAUCCAUAACCUUAACGUGAAAGGAAAGCGUGGUAAUAUAGUGCAAGCCUAUCCUGCUGUUGAAUACGACUUCACUCCAAAGGACCUAAAAAUGAACUCUUCGCAUUGCAUUCAUAUACAGUUUGCUGGUUCAAAUAAAAAUCCAAAAGGUAACGAUGGUGAAGGACGUAAACAAACGGACAGAAACAAUUUGGUGGCAAUGAAGAGCACAGACUUAAGCUAUCCAUUGGAAGACACGACAGGUACAUUGUUUGACGAAGCGACGGUAAUUGACGCACCUGACCUUGUCGAUCUCGCAGAAACAAGGACUGGCGCAGACAUAGCAACUUCCAUGGCAACAGCCGGCUAUUUCAAACGAGCUCAAGAUGUCCCCAGUCCAUUUCAAGUCCCAGGAUGCAACGCCCAACAAGCUGAACAGCUCGACUGUUAUCCCCCUUCAUGGACCGGAUUGCUCUUGAGACUAAAGCCUGGUAAAUAUCAGUACAUGUGCUCUCGCAACAACAACUUCAGCAACAGAAAUCAGAAGGCAAAGAUUGUAGUUACUGAGGGAUAAAUGCGAAAAGAAACCUUCCUGAUAUUAUCUUCCGAAUAUUUGUUUAGUAUAAAAUUAAUAAGUAGAUCUUGCAUUUCAAGUAGCAAAUUUCUAUUAGUCACACGACGUUAGAAAAUUAAGGUUAUACGUAUACAUUAAUUCUUAUGCAUUACAUUUCAAAAUUACACCGUAUCUAAUUCUUCUCGCAAUCUAUCUUUAACU
Molecule: messenger RNA, 2231 nt
Organism: Dendronephthya gigantea
Lineage: Eukaryota; Metazoa; Cnidaria; Anthozoa; Malacalcyonacea; Nephtheidae
Product: protein DD3-3-like
Exons: 11
Coding region: 102-2030 (642 amino acids)
Source: RefSeq, a predicted model, not a curated record